Messenger RNA from Rhea pennata, 4834 nucleotides. RefSeq names its product exonuclease 3'-5' domain containing 1 (gene EXD1). Gene Ontology annotation, cellular component: PET complex. NCBI's taxonomy places the organism in Eukaryota, Metazoa, Chordata, Aves, Rheiformes, Rheidae. The record is from RefSeq and is a predicted model, not a curated record. Gene Ontology annotation, biological process: piRNA processing. The transcript has 12 exons. The coding region runs from base 49 to 1257 and encodes 402 amino acids. Gene Ontology annotation, molecular function: nucleic acid binding; 3'-5' exonuclease activity.
GGCCGCGCCGGGGGGCGCCGCCCGGCCGCCCCCGGCCUGCGCUGCCGCAUGGCACUCGGCAGCGAGCACUUCGGUGCCAUCCUGGGCAGGACCGUCAAAAUCACCUUAAAAUGCGGCGUCUUCCAAGGGGUGCUGCAGCACGUGAACCCCGACCGGAGCCUCCUCCUGCGCGCAGUGAAGAACUUGGAAACUGGCAGAAGUACCCCUGGAGCAAAGAUGUUUUUUGGCCGUGAAAUAGUCGAUGUGGAAUUGCUGGAUGAACCAGAUUCAGGGAAGGGAACAGCAGUGCUCUCAGAGUGCACUUCAGCUGUUGAAGGGAACCCAGAAGCAGACACAGGUGGAUGGGCAUAUUGUGGCACAUGGAGUUCUCCCUGCAUCUCCUUAGAGAGCCAGCUGAGAGCCUGGAAUAGCUUAAAAAACUGUCUUUCAGGGAAGGAGGAAGAAGAGAAUGUGGAGUACACAGUUGUUGAUUGUUUCCAGCAGAAAUUUGGCUCAGCAGUGCUGCACCUAAAACAGCAAUGUGUUGUCAGUGUAGCAGCAGAAGGUGUUAAUCUGUGUCGUCAUGGAAAACUUUCUUGGCUUCAGGUAGCAACAAAGACCCAAAUUUUCCUAUUUGAUAUCUUCCUUCUGGGACCUCAGGCUUUCAAAAAUGGAUUACAAAUGGUGCUAGAAGAUAGAAGCAUCUUGAAGGUUAUGCAUGACUGCCGUUGGAUCUCAGACUGUCUCUCUCACCAAUACGGAGUUCUUCUCUCCAAUGUCUUUGAUACACAGGUUGCUGAUGUUCUGCAGUUCUCAAUGGCAACAGGUGGCUUUCUUCCACACCGCAUCUGCACCUUACAGGAGUGUUUGAUGCAGCACUUGAAGAUAUCUUCCAGAUCAGUUGCCCUCAUGAAGUGCAGGCAGCAGAUGGCUUGGGAGAAUCCUGAUAUAUGGUUUGUGAGACCCUGUCCACCUUCUCUGCUUAAAACACUUGCUCUGAAGGCCAUGUACCUUCUGCCACUCCGCUCAUCUCUAAUGGAGAAGUUGAUGUCUGACCUAACAGCCCUGGUCGAUGAGUACAUAAAUGCUUUUCGGGACAGGUCAGGAGAUCGCCUUGGGAGCACAAAGGUUAGCCAAGGAAUCAAUCUGACCCUGAGCAUUUCCAGACUGACUGGUGGAGGUCACUCUACCACUCCAGACUUAGGACACUCCUGCAGAAAUCAUUCUUGCAAGAGAAGUACACAGAUACAGUUUCAAUCAUGCAACUUCAUUAAAUGAAGUACAGAAGCUAGGUGGAAUACACAUCCAUACACCUCAUCUUCAGCUAUCACAUGUUGAAUCUCAGCUGUUGGAUCAGGGGUUACAACAUUUAUCUUCGGCUUGGAAUAGCACAGUAGCAUCCUCCUAUUCUUUCCUGGGUCACUGUCCCAUCCAGAGUUUAUCAUGUCAAUGGCUAUUGUGCAUAGCAAUUGUAUCAGGAUAUACUUGGUGAAAAAGCUGCUUUGGCUGACCUGCUCUGGUGGAAAUAGUGUAAUUUUUUUCCAGUCUAGGUUGCCUAUGAAUUGCAUAAUGUUGAGUAGUGACUGCUAACGACCAGUAAUGUAGAAUAGUGACUGCUGGGGCAGGUACCUACUCCUUUCUCCUGUCUAAUCAUGGGUUUCUACCUCCCGAAGCAGAUCUGGCCAGUCCCACUGUUAUUCCUACUUUCAGAAAUAGCAGCAAGGAAAAGCAAAUGUGCAUAAUUGUGGAAGAAGAGCCAGGUGUGCUCAGUUGCCCUUAUGGACCUCAUGGACUCCUGCAUCCAGUCCAGAAAAGUUGCAGAAAAACAGGUGUAAAUGAGGCUGGUGAAUGUAAUUGUCACCACUCUUCCUUGGGCUCUGUCUCUACAGCCUGUUUUCCACAUGCAUAUCUUGUUCCCCAGCAAGAGGUUGCUGUAUGCUCCAACAGCUACCUGUAAGUGGUAGAAUGCAAAUCAUACUUUCUGACUGAAAGCAGAGCUUCUGAUGGAAUUCAGAUCAUUGCAAUGGCAUUGAAUUGUGUUCUGGAGCACUUGAUUUCAGAUUUCUACCUAGUUUUAUAUACUUAUGUCUAGUUCUGUCUUGUUUCUUGACAAAGCGUGAGUAUUGAUGGAGGGGAGGGUAUUUUGUUGUAGCUUAUUUCAACAAAGGCUUUCACUUUUCCUUUAUUUAAGACAAGUUUUCAUAAAUAAAUUGAGGAGUGUAAAGUCCUGAGUUAUCAGACUGUGGAUAAGGUGGUAGAAAUGGAUUAACAACGGUUUAUUGUUUUCACAGCAAUAAACUCAGGGCAAGCAGCAGUCCAGUAAUUUCUGCAAAUAGUAUGUUAUAGUAUCUUUGACUUGACUGUCUUAAUUCUCAUGAACAAUUGAAGCAGUCAGUGCUGAUACCUCUGGUUUUCCCCUGAAGAUUUCAGGUAUAUCUACCCUUUGGCCUUAUGUUCUACUGGAGAUGGCAAGAAAGCAAGAGUCAUUAUGGUCAGCCAGUGGACAGCCCUGUCAGCAUGACUUCCACCUUGCUUCUGGUGAAACAUGUUCUUCUGUCAUUUGAUGGCUGUUUUUGAUGUACUGGAGAAUUGACCCAUGGGUUGGCACAGCAGGUGGUCGACAUGUUGCCAAGGUGGUAGAAUGCAACUCUAUGGACUAGAGGUUUUUCAAGAAAAGGUUGUGGAAAAGAGGAGUGUCACGAAUCCUAUGAGCAGUGGCUCUCAACAGAAAAGCAUUCUGAGUGGUCCUCAGCAGGCAAAAAAUUUGAUAUUGAAACACCGUGGUCGAUGUAGUGCUGAGAGAAGACAAUUAUGGAGAAGGCAAAUGAAAGGCAAAGGCAUCUCUUUGAUCCUAACAGUUUUGGAAAUCCCUGUAUGUUUACAUUUUCUAUGGUUCCUGCGUCAUCACCUGCAAGUAGUACUUGACAGUCUUCUGAAAGGUGGACAUUCCCUCCUAGGCGACCCUAUUUCUUCUGACAUUUACCCACAGAUCACAUGCAAAACCAGUAAUUAUUGACCUGCAUUGCUUCAUUAUCAAAAACACUGCAAGUAAUAAUCUUCCUCGUGACUGGGGAAGGGAACUUAGCAGAGAGCCUCAGAGUGUGAAGUUUGUGCUGUCUCCUAUGUUUUCAGCAUGACACUCUGCCAGGCUCUUCCUGUGGAUGCAGGCACCAAGUAAAAUAGGCUUUUGUGCUUCUGCAUCUCUGUCAGUAGAAAAGAGCUAGCAAAGAAGCUGUACACCUAAAUUUCCAAUUUUCCUUGCAGACUUGUUGUAUAUGGUUUGUGGUUAGGUAUUUCAAAACACAGAUGCAUUCUAAUGUGUAUGACUUAAAUUCAAAAAAGCAAAGAUGGCCUGGGAAUCUCUCAAUUUAAAGGAUCAAAUAAUCUAGAAAUGCAAUGUUUUCUUGUUAAAGUGGUAACAGUUCACAAGCAGAGCUCUAGCACCAAAGGGGAGCUGCUCGCAGGCAUUACCCUGUGCAGCAGAGUUGACCUACCAACAUGCUUCAGGUAAGGUAAUGUUACAGUAGACAAGCUGCAGUGCACUCUAGGAUACCAGUAAUGUGUUCAUAGCAUGUGAUGGCAUAAAUUCCAUUUUCUGGCUAAAUAUGCUUGCAUGUCUGAGAUUAUUGUAAUUAAUGAAUGAUUUGGCACAGCACAUAAUGCCUAUUAAUUGAUAUGAAUGAACAUAAAUGCAACUUAGCUUGAAAUGGUUUAGGGCAUGGCUAACAUCUUACUGUAGGAUGUACUGUGACAAUUAGGAAGCUGUAUGUAAAUUCUCCUGGUUAAACAGGACUGAAGGUGAGAUUUUUCAAGUAAGUUCUUCCUUGUGUGUGUGUUGGGGGGGAGGGGGCCCACCCCACCCCAGUAAUCCUCUCUGAAGUAUUUAGCCUUCUUCUGGAUCUGUGCAAACUUGCAGACAUAGAUUUUGUGAGGCAUGGCUUGCCUUUAUGAAAGCUGUGAUAACUUUCUCAGGGCAUCCUACCUGUAUUUUCACUAGUUCUGUUCUUAGUGUUUCUACCUCUAUACCCUAUACAUACCUGACUUACCAGCUUGUAGCUUCCUCUGUCUUCCCCUGAACCUUCUUUUAUGCCUAACAUCUCUAAUCCUUGCCUGUCAAGACAGGUUUAAGCAAGAAGUUGCACAGUUACUAGUUCAUUUAUUCUGUCUUCCAGUUCCUUUGGGGAAUUUGAGGCAAAAUCCACCUUGUUUGUUUGAAGUACCAGUGUAAAUGUUUAUAGGAUAAUCUGAGACACAUUCUGUAUAUGUAAUGUUUUUGGUAUGUGAACAUCCAGAUUUUUUUCAUGGUGAACACAGAAGAGAGAACUUUUUUAUUUUUUUUUUUCCUCCUCUGCCCCUUUUAUAUUCUGAUCAUCAGUUGGCCUUGCAGGCUGACUGACAUCUUCUAUUCCUAUUAUGUUUGAAGAAAAUGUUUUUUAUUAGUUUAUCAGUAUUUGACAAAAUGUAUGAAAAAAAUCUGAUAUUUUGUUAGAUAUUAAUUCUUCUGGCUUGCCUUUUGUUUCUUCUGCAGCUUCACCUUCCUAUUUACUGCAUAUGAAUUUGGGUUGCCUUUAAGAUAAAGGGAGGCUUUUUCUUCCUCAAGACAGUAUAAGCAGGUAGUUGCUAGUUUCCACAAAUCAGGCAGAAUCACAGACAGGUCAUUAUUCUGUUCCAUGGGCUAAUUACAGAGGGAGCUAUUAUCUGGUACCAGUAAAAGUAGAAUAUAUUCAAGCAUUGGUAGAAUUUAUUUUCUUUCUCCUUAUUAGACCACUUGCAUGGAACUACCAGAGGAGCUGCAUCAGCUGGCAGACUUCCAGAAGCUACGAAGAAAGAAAGCAGUAGAAGACUACAAGAUGAA